CAGCCCAGCAGGCACAAGGGAAGGAGGAGGGGCCCAAACUCACCUGGCCUCUGCCCAGCCCCACCGCUCUAGGAAACCAGGGACAUCCUGGGCGGGGUUUGGGAGCCACACCUGCAGGAGGGCUCCGGCUGCUUUGUUUCCCCCGGUGAAGAGACCCGGAGGGAGCAGUGAGCCAAUCUGCCACUGAACAAGUCCCCGCUUCCUGCGACCACAACCAGCCAUGAGCACCGCCCAGGUCCCCUUCGCCUUCCCCAUGGUCCACGUCAUCCUCUUCGUCUUCACCGCCUCCACCAUCUUCCACCUCCAGCAGCGCCUGGUGAGGAUUCAACCCACGUGGGAGGAGCUGCUGCCAGCACUCACGCCGGCCGUGACCUUCAGGCCCACAAGCCAGAGGGCCCCAAGCCAGCCGCUCGGGGGCAUGUGGACCAUCAACGCCAUAGGCCGCCUGGGGAACCAGAUGGGCGAGUACGCCACGCUGUACGCCCUGGCCAAGGAGAAUGGGCGGCCCGCCUACAUCCCGGCCCAGAUGCACAGCACGCUGGCCCCCAUCUUCCGCAUCAGCCUCCCGGUGCUGCACAGCAGCACGGCCAGCAGGGUCCCGUGGCAGAACUACCACCUCAACGACUGGAUGGAGGAGCGCUACCGCCACAUCCCCGCGCCCUACGUGCGCCUCACGGGCUACCCCUGCUCCUGGACCUUCUACCACCACCUGCGCCACGAGAUCCUGCGGGAGUUCACGCUGCACGACCACGUGCGGGAAGAGGCCCAGGCCUUCCUGCGGGGGCUGCGGGUGAACGGCAGCCGGCCCAGCACCUUUGUGGGGGUGCACGUGCGCCGGGGCGACUACGUGCGCGUCAUGCCUCAGGUGUGGAAGGGCGUGGUGGCCGACCGGGGCUACCUGGAGCAGGCGCUGGACUGGUUCCGGGCCCGCUACCGCUCCCCGGUGUUCGUGGUCACCAGCAACGGCAUGGCCUGGUGCCGGGAGAACAUCGACGCCUCCCGCGGGGAUGUGGUGUUCGCCGGCAACGGCCUUGAGGGCUCGCCGGCCAAGGACUUUGCGCUGCUCACGCAGUGUAACCACACCGUCAUGACCAUCGGCACCUUUGGGAUCUGGGCCGCCUACCUGACCGGCGGGGACACCAUCUACCUGGCCAACUACACCCUGCCCGACUCUCCCUUCCUCAAAAUCUUCAAGCCUGAGGCCGCCUUCCUGCCGGAGUGGGUGGGGAUUAAUGCUGACCUGUCCCCAUUGCUCAAGCACUGACGCUGGCCUGUCCCCGGCCCGCUGAGGCCACUCUGACAUGGGAGGCCCACACUGUCACGUGGGCCAAGACCCGUUUCUUGCAGAAGAGUGCUGUGAGCUGCAGACAAGAGGAGUGCCAGCUACCACGUGCUCCAAGCACAAUCCAAGUAUCUCCCCGGGGGACCCAGAGGGGGUGCAGCUCCAGGGUCACCAACCCAGCAGCUCUGUUGCAUGGAGCUUCUGGCUGUGCCAACUUCGACUUCUUAGCCUCCUCAACUCACGGUCCCAAAAGGGCUGCCACAUAUCCAGGUGUCACACACAGAUGCAAACCUUUUCCAAAGGCAGCAAAAAGAGGGUCACUCUCGUCCUGGGUCCCUUUGGAAAGCUGAGGAAAACCUUCUGUUAGUCUGUUCUCUGUCGCUAUAACAAAGUU
Molecule: messenger RNA, 1676 nt
Organism: Oryctolagus cuniculus (rabbit)
Lineage: Eukaryota; Metazoa; Chordata; Mammalia; Lagomorpha; Leporidae
Gene: FUT2
Product: fucosyltransferase 2 (H blood group)
Biological process (GO): carbohydrate metabolic process
Cellular component (GO): membrane
Molecular function (GO): galactoside 2-alpha-L-fucosyltransferase activity
Source: RefSeq, a predicted model, not a curated record